Messenger RNA from Beta vulgaris subsp. vulgaris (sugar beet), 1394 nucleotides. RefSeq names its product sm-like protein LSM1B. Gene Ontology annotation, molecular function: RNA cap binding. Bases 647 to 1012 code for a protein of 121 amino acids. The transcript is spliced from 5 exons. The record is from RefSeq and is a predicted model, not a curated record. Lineage: Eukaryota; Viridiplantae; Streptophyta; Magnoliopsida; Caryophyllales; Amaranthaceae. Gene Ontology annotation, biological process: deadenylation-dependent decapping of nuclear-transcribed mRNA. Gene Ontology annotation, cellular component: Lsm1-7-Pat1 complex; P-body.
AUUUUCUUUUUUAAUCUUUUGCAUGGUCUAAUUCAUGUGUCUUUACUUUCAAAUUUAUGUACUUUAAUUUCUGUUGAAUUGGGUUAUUGGGAUUUAUCUCUUGUUUAUUGAUGAUGAUGUCUGAGUAUGUAUGAUUUGACUUUAAUUUUAGGGCCUUAUAUGUUUUUUUUUUUUUUUUUGCUGAGGGAGAUUUGUUGAGGGGUUGUAAUGCUUUGUGGUUUAUAGUUUGUUGAUGGGUUUUUAUUCUGAGGUUGAAUUGUGAUGUUAGGUUGAGAUUUCUUGUGUUUAUUCUAUAAAUUGAGGAUUGAUGGGAAUAUAAGAGAGUAAAGCUGGGAGUGAAAGUAUGAAUAAAUUAGUUGCUGGCAAAAUUUGAUGCUAAUGGCACUCUUCAUUCCAAUAUGAAAUACUCAAAUGCCUGAAUAUGGUCUAUGUAGAUUGAAAUCCUUUGAAAAAUUGAAAAAGUAGGUUUCUUUGUUGGAUCCACAGCGAAUUCCGCCAUGCCAAGUCGUUAUGCUUGCUGCCUUGCUGAUUCUCACCUAUAAAUCUGCUCGGAUCGCUAUUUUUAUGUUGUUUAGUUGGGAAUGCGUAUGUGUAAUAGGGUGGUGAUGUAAUUAAGACUGGAGAGUGAAGGCUUUAGUGAUAUAACAUGCCGAGCAAGAUUGGGUUUUUGUAUUGUUCCAUUCCAUGGAAGAUUCUAGUUUUACUGCGAGAUGGAAGGAAACUUUUAGGGACGCUUUGUUCAUUUGAUCAAUUCGCGAAUGCUGUUCUUGAAGGUGCAUGUGAAAGAGUCAUCGUUGGUGACCUUUAUUGUGACAUCCCAUUAGGUUUAUACGUAAUCCGUGGGGAAAAUGUGGUAUUGAUUGGUGAAUUGGAUUCAGAGAAAGAGGAUCUCCCCCCUCAUAUGACACGUGUAUCAGUCGCUGAGAUAAGAAAGGCACAAAAAGCAGAGAGGGAUGCAUCCGAUCUUAAAGGGUUGAUAAGAAAGAGAAUGGAGUUCCUCGAUAUGGACUGAAACACUUGCAUUAUACUGGUGUUCAGAGAAUGGUUUUCCUUGUCAACGCGAUGCACAUCAUCUGCUAGUCGUUCUGAAUUUUCUAAAGAACGAGAUAUUGCAAUGUAUGUGACCGGGUAUUAUCGAGCAUUAUUAUUAAGAAAUACUUACUAGUUUGUAGUUUUUUCUUCCUGCUUGAAAUUUUUAGUUGUUAAUUUUCACCAUGCUGAUUAGUGUCUCAACUCAGUGCUUAUUUGCUGAUCAAUUAUACAAGAUCAUGUAGAAUUGACUACAUUUAGUUCAUGGGUAUUUAUAUGUUCCUAGAUGACAUUCCUGUAAUUUAAGCUCCUCUUUUUUCUUUUCUGACCCCAUCUUUUGGGAUUAAGGCUUUUGACAUUGUUCA